GGUGUUUCCGCAUUCCGCCGAGAGACCGUCCGCAGCGGACGCGCAGGUUCGAGAGGAGAUUGUCGCGUCCGUCGCGGAGAAAAGGAAACUCGUCGCUCGUUCCCGAGACAACAACAAGGCGGUCCAACGCCAGGGGGGACGGGAUGCCCUACAUGCUCAUCAGCACGCAGACCCGACUGGAGAACGGUCCAACAAACGUGGGGGAUGAAUACUCAGAUCCAGUAGUCAUGGGGUACCUGGGAGCCAGGAAAACAACCAUGCUGGGAAACAAUUUCUCCGAGUACCAUGUGGACGACCCGCCACGCCUGGUGUUGGACAAGCUGGAGAAGAUCGGCUUCCGCAUAGUGACGAUGACCGGGGUGGGACAGACGCUGGUGUGGUGCCUCCACAAGGAGGCGGAGUAAUUGAUCGUGGAGCGAGUGUUGUGUCAAAACACGAUCUAUAAGCAUUUGGAUGAAUCGAGUUGAAACACAUCGCCGGCUUCAUUGUUUUUUUUCCACAGCCACAUAUUCAGGCUUUUGUCAAAUGAGAAUAAAGCUCUUAAAUUGAGAUUAUCCUAGACAUAAGGUUUCAGAUUAUCUCGGACAGGCGACACGUCAGGGGAAUGCCGCACUACAUUCCAGAGAUUUUAUAAGACUCUUUGCCCAUAUUGUUUGCUGUUUACAACCAAUGACGGAAUUUAAGUUUAGGGAGGGAGGGGCCAGUUUUUUAAUUGCCAGAAUUUUAUUGAAGGCACGGCUGUAAAUUCAUGAUAUGGAUGAGCCCUCGCCCAGUUUUCUCUUUCUCUUAUAUAAAUAAAACACUCAACAACAUUGUACUUACAUAACUGUUCAAGGAUGUUUUUGUAAGUGGACCAUAUGUUUUUGAUUAAAUGAUGCAAUGGUA
Messenger RNA from Scophthalmus maximus (turbot), 885 nucleotides. RefSeq names its product GTP cyclohydrolase I feedback regulator (gene gchfr). Bases 144 to 404 code for a protein of 86 amino acids. NCBI's taxonomy places the organism in Eukaryota, Metazoa, Chordata, Actinopteri, Pleuronectiformes, Scophthalmidae. Gene Ontology annotation, cellular component: cytoplasm; nucleus. Gene Ontology annotation, molecular function: GTP cyclohydrolase binding. Gene Ontology annotation, biological process: negative regulation of biosynthetic process. The record is from RefSeq and is a predicted model, not a curated record. The transcript has 3 exons.